This is a messenger RNA of Lycium barbarum (goji berry), 1791 nucleotides long. RefSeq names its product sugar transporter ERD6-like 5. Gene Ontology annotation, cellular component: membrane. Gene Ontology annotation, molecular function: sugar transmembrane transporter activity. The record is from RefSeq and is a predicted model, not a curated record. The transcript has 19 exons. The coding region runs from base 135 to 1586 and encodes 483 amino acids. Gene Ontology annotation, biological process: transmembrane transport; carbohydrate transport. Lineage: Eukaryota; Viridiplantae; Streptophyta; Magnoliopsida; Solanales; Solanaceae.
ACGUGGUCUCUUUUUCUUUUAUCCUUUCUCAGUCAAGAUGAACACAACCAAACAGUAGAGCAUGCAGUAGUAUCUACUGUAGGCGUGGACAUACCAAUUACAUACUUAUAUAGCAACUAUAAGCUGGUUAAAUAAUGGAGAGGGAAAGAAUAGAAGAUGGAUUUGCAAACACUGAUCCUUUGCUUUCUAGCCAUGGAGAUAAGGCCACACCAACAGUCGUAUUCAGCACCUUGGUUGCCGUAUCCGGCUCCUUCGUUUUUGGUUCUGCUGUGGGAUUUUCUUCACCCGCUCAGAAUGGGAUAAUACAGGAUUUAGGCCUAUCUGUGGCUGAGAGUUACUCAGGUAGUGAAUCAAGAGUACAACACAUAUUCUGCUGCUUGUUUAUAAUGUACUCUGUAUUUGGUUCAAUAUGGACAAUCGGAGCGAUGAUAGGUGCUGUAAUGAGUGGAAAACUUGCAGAUCUUUUCGGCCGGAGAGGUGCAAUGGGCUUCUCUGAACUAUUUUGUCUUUUGGGGUGGCUUGCAAUUAUUUUUGGCAAGAAUGCUUUGUGGCUUGACAUUGGGAGGUUGUUGAUGGGAUAUGGAGUUGGCAUUAUUUCUUACGUGGUACCUGUAUAUAUAGCGGAAAUAACACCUAAGAAUCUCCGAGGCGCAUUCACUACUGUAAAUCAGCUAAUGAUAUGCUGUGGAGUAUCACUUAUGUAUGUCGUUGGAGUAAUCAUCAAUUGGCGCCUACUGGCUGUGAUUGGAGCUAUUCCCUGUAUAAUCCAGCUUUUGGGCCUGUUUUUCAUACCAGAGUCACCUAGAUGGCUGGCUAAGGGUGGUCAGUGGAAAGACUGUGAAGCUUCUCUCCAGCGCCUUAGGGGGAAGGAUGCCAAUAUUUCAGAAGAAGCUGCUGAAAUUAAAGAUUACACAGAAACACUUCAGAAACUCUCUGAGGCUAAGAUAAUUGAUUUGUUUCAGAAGAAAUAUGCACAUUCUCUUAUAGUUGGAGUGGGCUUAAUGGUAUUGCAACAAUUUGGAGGGGUCAACGCUAUUUCAUAUUAUGCAAGUUCUAUUUUUGAGUCAGCUGGUUUCUCUGGCAGGAUUGGAUCAAUUGCAAUGGUGGCUGUACAGAUCCCAAUGCAAGUUUUAGGAGUUCUCUUGAUGGACAAAUCAGGAAGGCGGCCAUUACUGAUGGUCUCUGCUGCAGGGACAUGCUUGGGUUGUUUCCUUGUAGGAUUGUCAUUCUUACUACAGGAUCUUCAACUUUGGAAGUCUAGCCCCUUUUUGGCACUUGUGGGUAUACUGGUCUUUACUGGAUCUUUCUCAUUAGGCAUGGGAGGCAUACCGUGGGUGAUUAUGUCAGAGAUAUUCUCCAUCAAUGUCAAAGGUUUAGCUGGAAGCCUGGUGACAGUAGUCAGCUGGUUCGGUUCUUGGGUUGUUUCAUAUUCGUUCAACUUUCUUAUGCUAUGGAGCUCUGAAGGAACAUUCUUCAUAUUUUCAGCAGUAUGUGGUUUGACUGUUAUGUUUGUUGCAAAGCUGGUUCCAGAGACCAAAGGGCGUACCUUGGAAGAAAUACAAUCAUCGAUGAAUUCCUUUACAUGAUCAAUGAACUCUAUGUCCUAGGUGAUUCAAAUUAGUCUAGGUAAAGCUCUGCAUAUUGAAUCCUAGGAAUUUGUUCACCAGUGUUGGUAAUAAGGGAAGCAGUGCCUGAAAACAUCAUAGAGAAAUGCAUCUAAUUGGUUAAAGCCCAAGCUACCCUAUAAAAAUUCCAGUUUAUUCCCUCUUUUACUAUCGAAAGUUUACUUUA